AUGAAAGGACUAGCUUAUAACAUUCCCACACCGGCUUCAUCGUCCCACAUCUUGCCGAUCAAUAAGGUGGUAUACUCUUCCACUCAACGUGAAUUGUUUACUGCGGGAAGAGAUGGGUCGGUCAAAGUGUGGGAAGAAGAACGAUGUUUAAAGACCAGACCAAUAAGAAAUCAAAGUGUGUUCACCACCAACAAUCCACAAGAGGAGGCAUUAAAACUCGAAACCAGUAUUUCUGGAAGCCCAGUACCGUUUCAACGAAAUGGAGGAGGAUUGAAAAUCAAGGAAAGCUACAAUAUCCACAAUGAUUGGGUAAAUGAUAUACAAAUGGUGGGGGAUUUAUUGGUGUCCUGUUCGAGUGAUUUGGGGAUCAAGAUAAUAUCCCCCAAUGGUGCUGUGGCCAAUUUGCAGAAUGAUCAUCGAGAUUACAUCAAAAGGAUCUGCUAUGACAACAAUGAGUUGAUUAGUGGAUCGUUGGAUAAAAAUAUUAUAAUCCACGAUUUGGAAAAAUUGACCGCAAGAGCCAAAAUAAUGGAAACUCAAGGUAUCUAUGCAUUAUCUGCUUGUGAGUACUUGAUCGCGGCUGGUGGACAAAAUGUGGUCAACUUGUAUGAUUCAAGAUCGCAGAUGAAAAUUCGUAGUCUAAUUGGCCACCAAAGCACCAUUCGCGGGUUGAUUCAAGAUGCAAACUACCUCAUCACUGCAAGUUCGGACACAACCAUCAAAAUGUGGGAUUUAAGAACAUUUAAAGUUUAUAAAAAUUUCGAUAUACAUGAUUAUCCCGUUUGGGCAUUGGAAGGUGAUUCCAAUUGCUUUUAUCUGGGGGAUCGUGGUGGCAACAUUGUAAAGACAGACUUGUCCAACAUGUUUGCUAAUAAAAAUGAGUCCGAUUUCAAUUCCAAUUUCAAUUUCAAUUUCACUACAAAUGAAUGCGCUUCAAUCGAUGAAAAGUUGGGUGUUUCAACAAUAGUUGCCAAAAAUGAUUCACCAAUAUUGUCCAUUUGUCACAAUGAAGAUUCAAUAUUCAUUUCAGAUUAUGAUUCAUUGACGCGAUAUGUUAACCCAGAUACAUCAACUCUUGCGCAGUACCAAUUUCUCAAAACGUGUCUUGAUUAUUCGCCCAGUGAUGAAAUGGAUGAAGCACAGCCCAAUGAUGAUUUGAAUUCAAUGUUUCAUGACUUGGUGAGUCAUUUGUCGGUUGAUUCUGAUAAUGAGUUACAGAGUAAUUACUCAGUGGAACAAGCGGAGCCAGCUGAAUCGUACAUUUCAAUGUUUUUGAAUGUCAAUGGUGGACCAUCAAUUGAGUUUGUCAAUGCUUAUCAACUGGAUCUUACAGUGGCGGAUGAAUGUGUUGAUACAACCCCCAUUGAAAUCUUGCUCAAUCCAACAGAUCAAAUUACUCCCAUCCCAUUCAAUUUAAAACCUAUUUCGAGGUAUGAAAUUGUUCCGCUUAGUGUUGUUUCGAAAAGGAUACUCAAUAACAAGCGACAAAUUAUGGCCCUUUACUUAAAUGGUGAUAUUCGUAUGUGGGAUAUACUUAUCUGCAAAGAGUUGAAAAAGUUCCCUAGUCGUCAGGAAAAACUCCUCACCGGGAAGGAAUUGGAGUUCAGAAUCAAAGAGAUGGACGAUUUGGUGCAGAAAUAUCAGAGUCUGGACACUCUUAACAAUUGGUGUGAAGUCGAGAUCAAGGCGGGAAAAUUACUAGUUACUGUAAAGGAAACAUCAGUGAUGAAUGUGGAGAUUUACUACGAUGACAUGGUUAAAGAUUACCCAUAUCUUGCUAUAGAUCACCCUGAAACAAUUCGGCGAAUGGGGAACCACAAAACAAUUGUUGGUGACGAUGAUCGCUUCCAUCUUGGAUUAAUCUUGUUGAAUUCAAUUUUCCAUGGGUAUGCCAUGGUUGAGUGGGUGUUUGAUGAAUUAUUGCGAGAGGAGUUGGGAAAACAGGAGGCAAGGAGCACCCCAGUAGGUCCAUUAAACGAAUUCAUUAGUAUAUCAGAGGAGAGCUUGGCAAAAUCACUUCCACAAUACAACGACUCAAUUAUGAGCUUGUUACAAACAAACAAGAAACUUUAUCUAGAGAAACCCAAGGAAUCAGUGCUUCGUGUCAAUCAUGUCAACCCAUGUUUAGGCAUUGAAGGCGGAGAUGAUGAAUUGAGAUACUUUCCCGUCAUCAAUGCCAACCAUUUCCCAUCAGAUAUGAAGGUGACUUUAUUUGAGUACUCACCAGAAUUGGGCAAUUACCGGGACUUGAGCUAUUUUAAAAUCAGUGACAUCGAUAAUCUACCUGAUUUCCCACAACAAGAUCUCAUCAAUGAAUUGCGCUGUUUAUUACCUCGCUGGAUUGGCCAACCAAUCCUUUAUAAUCGAUUCAAUGUCAAAGAAUCCCCCAAGAUUACAUUUCGUUUACUCGAAGUCGACUAUUUCAAAUUACCACCAUCGAUUAAAAUUGGCGGCAAGUCACAACGCAAGAUUAAAUCACUCCCUGCGUUGGAAAGUAGCAUUAAAUUGACAUCACACAACAUGUUGCGGGUAUCGAAAAUCCUCCAGUUUUUAACUGACAAGUUUGAAAGUAGUACUAAGGAGAUGAAGGAUAAGAAAUUGAAACCGACAGAUUGGCUAGUGUUGGAGUGCAAAGGACAAGAGUUGAGCAAUUCCAUGACAUUACAAACAAUCAAGACUAGGGUGUGGAAGAGUAGUACCGAUAUCGAGUUGCGGUAUAGAAGGAGAUUGGAUACAUAG
Messenger RNA from Lodderomyces parapsilosis, 2739 nucleotides. RefSeq lists its product as uncharacterized. Lineage: Eukaryota; Fungi; Ascomycota; Pichiomycetes; Serinales; Debaryomycetaceae. Gene Ontology annotation, biological process: protein deubiquitination; double-strand break repair via homologous recombination. Bases 1 to 2739 code for a protein of 912 amino acids. The transcript has a single exon. Gene Ontology annotation, molecular function: ubiquitin binding. The record is from RefSeq and is a predicted model, not a curated record.